AGCUACUAGUUCAAAGGUCAAACAGCAACAGCGCAGAUGGCGCAUGUUCAGGCAGCAAUGUGCCGUUUCUGUCGGAUAAAAGUGCAAUAGUUUUAACAUAGUUUGAAUUGUUUUAAUUUCAAGCAUUAUAAUAAAGUUAAAAGUGUCAGUGUUUUGAGUUCAGACAGUUGUAAAGUAUAGUUUUGGAGUAAGUUAGUCAGUACAGGAAUGGCAGGUCCAGAGCUGCUGUUAGACUCCAGUAUUCGCCUGUGGGUUGUUUUGCCCAUAGUCUUCAUCACAUUCUUCGUCGGAGUUCUGCGGCAUUAUGUCACUCAACUGAUUCAUAAUGAGAAGAAAGUGGAUUUGCAGCAGGUGUCUGACAGCCAGGUGUUGCUGCGCAGCCGCAUUUUGAGAGAAAAUGGAAAAUAUCUUCCCAAACAGUCAUUUGCCAUGCGAAAACACUAUUUCAAUGACCCUGAGACUGGAUUCUUCAAGACGGUUAAAAGAAAGGUGAUCCCCAAAAACCCCAUGACUGACACCAGCAUGUUGACGGACAUGAUGAAGGGGAAUCUGACCAAUGUGCUGCCAAUGAUUCUGAUAGGAGGAUGGAUCAACUGGGCCUUUUCUGGUUUUGUCACAACUAAAGUUCCGUUUCCUCUGACUCUGAGAUUUAAGCCCAUGUUACAGAGAGGAAUUGAGCUGCUCUCUCUGGACGCCUCCUGGGUCAGUUCAGCUUCAUGGUAUUUUCUCAAUGUGUUUGGGCUCAGAAGCAUGUACACCCUCAUCCUUGGACAAGACAAUGCUGCAGAUCAGUCGAGAAUUAUGCAGGAUCAAAUGACGGGGGCUGCGAUGGCGAUGCCCCCUGAUCCUAAUAAAGCAUUUAAGAGCGAGUGGGAAGCCCUGGAGAUUGUGGAGCACAAAUGGGCCCUGGAGAAUGUUGAAGAGGAACUCAUGUGUCAGGAUCUGAACUUCAGAGGACUCUUUAGCUAAGAACUACAGUAAAAACAACCAUGUUCUGACGUCUGUCUGAUUGCAAACCACCUUUUGAUAUGAAACAGUGCUGUAUAUUUUACAAUCAGCCGUUAUUUCUUAACAUUAUUCAGUUGUUUGUACUGGUUGACUGCAGUGAUCCUAAAAGUGUUGAGUUUGUUUUGAAUGUCUUAACAUGCAAAGAAUCUACAAUAUGUUUGAAAUGAAGCUUUUGUGAAUUGCGAGCGCUGCACAUGAACAUUUCAUUUGAUACAGGCACAGUAAAGUUCUAAAUUAUAUACAUUUUUGCCAAAGGAAUUAAUACAGAAUUUCUCAUGUUUUAUGUCUUAAUAGUUUAUGUGUGAAAUGGUGCCUUGAAAAAAUAAAUAAAUAAAUAAAAUAUAUAAAUAUAUAUAUAUAUAAUUUCAGUUGUUAAAAUGUCAAAAUGUUUUUCUCCUUUGUGGUUGGUGAUCAUCACACAGUUCCUUAUUGAAAAGCCAUUGUUUCAGUCACAGAGAUUUUAUAACAACAAAUUUAAUGUAAAAACAGACUAUUUUGGUCUCUGUGCAAUAGGAAUGUAAUAAUUUAAUAAACAUUAUAUGGAACCCUAA
Ctenopharyngodon idella (grass carp) is the source of this 1559-nucleotide messenger RNA. Its product is annotated as ER membrane protein complex subunit 3-like. Bases 208 to 969 code for a protein of 253 amino acids. Gene Ontology annotation, cellular component: EMC complex; membrane. Gene Ontology annotation, biological process: protein folding in endoplasmic reticulum. The record is from RefSeq and is a predicted model, not a curated record. The transcript has 8 exons. NCBI's taxonomy places the organism in Eukaryota, Metazoa, Chordata, Actinopteri, Cypriniformes, Xenocyprididae.